Molecule: messenger RNA, 2035 nt
Organism: Pocillopora verrucosa
Lineage: Eukaryota; Metazoa; Cnidaria; Anthozoa; Scleractinia; Pocilloporidae
Source: RefSeq, a predicted model, not a curated record
CUUGUUCUCUUCAGCCGCCAUAUUUAACUUCCUCAGAGCAAGACCUUUUAAACAAAAGCGUCAUAUUUUCAAUGUCUUCGAGAAGAUCACCCAUGGUUGAAGACUUGAAGCAGUUGUAUAAAGCUGAACUUCUUGAGAUUUCUGAUCAUCUGACCAAAGAGGAAUGUAAAAAACUUUUAUAUUAUUGCACAGAUUACAUUUCGGAGAGUUCUUCGAGUAGCUUCUCGACGCCGGAGGAAAUUUUUCGGCGCUUGGAGGAAAAGGAAAAAAUUUCGUACGAGAAAGUAGGCUUUCUGACGAAAUUCGCAGACAAGAUAGGAAGGAAAGAUCUGGCCACAAAGCUUAACAUAUUUGAAAUAACAAGGGAGCUGAUGAUUUUUGCUUUGAACAGGCAAGGAUUAGGAGCAAACAUUAAUUCGUCGACCACAAGUGUGGGUCUUCGUUUAGCAGAAAUGGCGGAUGUAGUCCAAGAUCGAGUUGAUGUACGAGCCCAAGGAAUGAUCAAUUCCCCCCUUGGGUCCGGGAAAAAUGUCUCCAACAUUUUGGACGAAAUCAUCCGAGAAGCUGUGCCUGGCUCAGAUGAAACCCAAAACUGGAACGACCUGGCUUUGUGCUUCGUCAUUGCAGCGGGAAUUGUCUGGUUGGUGCUCAGAGAGAACCAAGAAUCAGACAACGAUGCAUUACAGGUCGCCAUCGACCUGGCCAGUCAUCUUUGGUCUAUGAUGGCCAAAGUUGGAAAAUGGGAGGAAUUUUGCAAAUUUGUCCGUAAGCGACACACUGGAUACAGUUCAGUUCCUGAACCAGCGACUGACUCUCCGUGGAAGAUGAUGUUAAUCGACUUGAUUGAGAAGAUGAAGGAAAACUUCUUUAAUGAAAAACAAGGAUAAGUAGCAUCCAAUUUAACGUAGUCAUAGAUUAAUUUAGCAAACAUUGGUGGGAUAAAAUAUCUGAGCACUUAAGAAAGGAGUAGAAAGAGUGAACUGAAACAGAUAGCUAGUUCAUUUUUCUCUUUGUAUCGAAUAUUUCAACGUCGUUAACUUGAAGAUAAUUUUUUUCAAGGGUCUACAAUUUUCUUAUCGGUCUGGGUCUAGGUCUUGGUCUGAGUCUGGUAUUUAUGUGAGCAGUACAAAUUUUCACACUGACCAUUUUUAUGGUUUUAUUACUAGGUUCGCUGAGUCGAGAACCAAGUCAACAACAAGCAAGGAAGUGAUGUCUUCAUGUUGGACACCAACUUCCACUUAUCCAGACUUGCGGUUCCUUUUUGUGAACCAGUUGGCAAGAAAUAACUUAUAUGCAACGGAAGUUGCGAAAACCACACAACCGUAGCUAUUGCUACACUCUCAAAUAACUGAUAUGCUUUAAAGCAUUCAAAUCCUGUUGAGCUAAAUUUAAGGAGGGGGCAUUGGGGUCUAUUAAAAACAGCAAAAGCGUAAAAUCCUGAUGCACCCCUCUUUAAGCUCACACUGAUUUGCUCCUGAGGAAGAUGAAUAUGGCGGCUCAUUUACGUUGUAACAACGGCUCAUGUUACCACAUUUGAGCACAACAUAAGUCUUAUUUACAAGGUAAGUCUUAUUUCCAUGCUCACUACCGGUCAGACGAAAAGAUCAAAAUGACCCAAAAAACCGAUAGAGAAAGACCCAAAACUGAUAAAGUAACAAAGUUAGGUCGACAUCUUAAGUAGUGGGUAGUAGUAAAUAUAAAUUUAGGUUGCCGAGUUUCGAUCAAGCAUGCUAUAUCAAAGGAAGGAAUAAAUUCGUCGUAAUAGAUGCUUCACUCUCAAAUGAUAUUUAAAUUGUUAUAGUCUAGUGAGAGUGUACACUCAAGGGUUUUAUAGGUCCUUCACACAAUUAGUGGGAGAAAGUAGUAGUUAAGGUGAUUUUUUCGCUUUUUUUAAGAAUCUAAUGCUUUUUGAAGUUCCAUGUAGAGUAAACUUAUGUUUGAAGCUUGUGUCUUCUAGAUACCCGUCUCAAAGGUAAUCAGGUAAUUUUUUUUGUAGUAUUUUGGCAUUCUGCAAAUAUAGCUAAAUGUUUUUCGA